Molecule: messenger RNA, 1110 nt
Organism: Strongyloides ratti
Lineage: Eukaryota; Metazoa; Nematoda; Chromadorea; Rhabditida; Strongyloididae
Product: F-box domain-containing protein
Exons: 2
Coding region: 1-1110 (369 amino acids)
Molecular function (GO): protein binding
Source: RefSeq, a predicted model, not a curated record
AUGCAUAUUCAAUUGAAUGGGAUAUUUCGAAGAUUAGAUCUUCGGAGAAAAAGUAAAAAGUUGGACAAAAAUAGGAUGAAUUUAUCAUGCUCAUUAUCUUCUAUAAGUACACAAACUUCAGGUUUUGCUUCGAUGGGUUCUAUUGAGUUUUUAUCAGAACAAAUACUACCAAACAAUAUUAUUUUUAAAAUUCUAGAUUAUAAUGAUAAUAUUUAUGAUUUAGUAAAAUUACGAGAAGUUUCGAAAGAUUUUAAAACAUAUAUAGAUAAUCGUUUAUCAUAUUUACAUUUUAUGGAUAUUAGAAAAGGCAACAUUAAUUUUAUUAUUGGAUCCAAUUAUACAUAUGGAAAUUGGUAUUUUAAUAAAUCUAAAAAUUUGGCUUUACGAAUAACUAGACGUUCCAAAGUAACCUCAGAUAAAAAUAUUAAUUGUAUUCCUCAUUCACUUGAGGUUAUUGUUGAUGAUGAAUGGUCCUCAACUGAUGUCAAUCGUUUACUUUCUUUAUUAAAAUUUUUUCAAAAUUAUCCAAAACAAUUAGUUCUUGAUGCUCCAAUAAUUGAAUUGAUUGUGGUAUCAUUAUCUUCAAUUGAUGUAAAUAGGUGGUAUGCAUUUCAAUGUUUUAUGAAAGUAGCUAAUAACUAUGAAAUGAGGAUGUCUUCUAUUAAUGCAAAUAUAAAAAGACCAUCAAUCACCAUGAAUAAUUUAGUUUCUGUAUCAAAUAAUAAUAGAUUUAUAAAUAAUAAAGAAAAAACCACACUUUUUAAAAAUGUAUUUUGGCCAACAGUAUCAAUAUUUACAAUAAGAAUUUUCAAAGGACAAGAAGGGCAUUUAUUACGGUUGAUUGACUAUAAUGUUAAGAUGGAUAAAUUUUUUGACAAAGAAAUAUUAAAUAAAUUAAAAAUUCAAAUAAAUGAGGAGUCAAUAAAUCUACCAAAGUUAUCUGUUUCAUCAGAAAUAUCAGUCUACUCUCAUAUGUCUGAUAAUUCACUUUCAAAUCAUACGUUUUCAUCAGAUUCUUUAAAACGUGGUGUUUUUAAUUUUCGUUGUUGGGCAGGAUCUUGUGGAUUUGAUUCACAAUUUUGUCAAAUUAUAAAAUCAACUGUAUUUUAG